CCGGACUGCUGCUUACCGUGUGCUCCUCCUCCCCAUCCCCGCCCCCUUCUGCGAGCAGCUUCGAGGUUUCGGUGCCCGGAAUGGCGGAAUCGACGGCUGAUCGGGGCCCAAUCUGAGGUUGGACGCUCGGGUGCCGCGCCCUCCUUGCCCGAUCUCUCGAAACCCCUUUCAGAAUCCGCGCCGAAAUGGCGGCCACCGUCCCGAUCGGGCUUGCGAAGCGCGAUUCGGUGGUGCUCUGGCCCGGGGGUCGCGAGGGACGCGCUUAUUGCGGCUGAACUGUGCCUGCUCUUCGCUGGUGGGCCGUGGGGGCUUGGGUCGUGCAGAGAGAUAAAGCUGCGUCUCUUCGCCGCCGCGAGGGGUUUGUGGCAUGAUCAGCGCUAGCGCUGUGGCGAUGCGUGGUGAGAUGGGCGGCGGUGGCGGCGGCGGUGACGAGGAAGAGCUGGAGGACGAGCUUGAUGCGCUGCUUGGAGCCGGUGGUGGCGGCGCGCAGCGGCGAGGUGAGGACGCCGGCGAGAGGGAACGGGAGCUCAACAUGUUCAGGAGCGGGUCGGCACCGCCGACUAUAGAGGGUUCUCUGAACGCCAUCAGCGGUCUGCUCCGCGGCGGUGGGGAGGCGGCACUUACCGUUGCCCCGAUUCCCGACGCUGAGGCGUUGAACGGGCACGGUGGACUCCUCUCAGAGGAUGAGCUCCGAGCCGACCCCGCCUACCUGUCCUACUACUACUCGCAUGGCAAUCUGAACCCGAGGUUGCCGCCGCCGGUGCUAUCGAAGGAGGAUUGGCGGUCAACACAGAGACUGAAGGCCGGAGUGGUUGGAGGCAUUGGUGACCGAAGGAAGGUACUGCAGGAGGAGACUGGGCAUGAGCCGACGGCGGGGAGGCCUGUGUUCUCACAAAAUCGUGGUUUUGAUCAGGAGGAUACAAGGAAGGAUGUCGGUGGUGCUGCAGAGUGGGUGGAUGGUGGCGGUGAUGGACUGAUUGGUUUGUCACUUGGGCGGCAGCGCAGCUUCGCUGAUAUACUUCAGGACAAUCUUGGCCGCAGAACUCCUACUUCAGAUCAUCCUUCUCGUGCAGCCAGUCGCAAUUCUUUUCUUGACAAUCAGGAACUACUAAAUUCUGCUGAGAACCAAUACUCUAUGCAUAAUGAUAUUCUGGAGGCACAACGUCCUGUUGGAAAUGUGCAAAAUGUUAGUGGCCUUCCCAGUAUGAAUGCAUCUACAUCUCAAACUUUUGCAUCCGUUCUGGGUUCGUCUGUUUCAAGGAAUGCACCAGAUUCUCAUUAUGUUCCAAGAGUCCCUAGCCCUGGCCUUCCACCUGUUGGCGUUAGGAUUAAUUCUAAUGAGAAGAAACUGAAUUGCUCAUCGUCAUUCAAUACUGCAUCCUCAAAAGCAGCUGACCCUGAUGAUAUUUUAGCUGCACUAUCAAACUUAAACAUGUCAAAAGAUGGUACCUUGAGUGACAGUAACAGCAUUAGUCAACCAAAGUUCCAGAGAGAGAUAAGUGAUCACCAGAAUAUUUCUCUUGAUCCAAAAGCUGUUCAAGUUAAUAAGAAUCAGCAUUCGCUGAUGUUGGAAGCUGAUUCUGAUUAUUUGGGUAUACCACCUAUUUCACAACCUUCAAAUCCUUCUUUUGCUGAUAUUAACAAGAAUGUCGCAGGUUUAGCGAACAUAAGAAAUUCUAAUAACACACGUGUAGAUGGACACACAGAAAUGCAAAGGCCUUCUACCUUGUCUGCUCGUUCAUACCACAAGUCCCCAUCAUCUUCCAAUGCAAGCCCAGGUGGUUCUCCUGCCCAACACCAGAAUCUUGACAGUAUAAAUUCAGCAUUUUUGAACUAUGGACUCGGUGGAUAUCCACUCAGCCCGGGUUUGCCUUCUAUGAUGAUGAACUGCAUGGGCUCAAGCAAUAUGCCUCCUUUGUUUGAAAAUGCUGCUGCUGCAUCUGCUAUAGCUUCACUUGGGUCAGAUUCGAGAAAUAUUGGUAGCAAUAUUUUGUCGUCACCUACCUUAAGUCUAUCUGAUGUGCAGAACCUUGGCAGAACUGGUAACCAAACAGCCACAGGUCUUUUAUCUCCUCUCUCUGAUCCGUUUUAUGUCCAGUACUUAAAGGCAACUCAAUAUGCAGCACAAGGAGCUGCCAACUGCAGUGACCCUUCCUUGGAAAGAGGUUUCAUGGGUAGUCAAUACGGUGAUUUAACUGCUGUUCAGAAAGCUUAUAUUGAAGCUUUGCUUCAGCAGCAGAAACAAUAUGGAAUGCCACUUGGUAAGUCAACUACUUCAAACCAAGGCUAUUACGGCAAUUUGGCUUUUGGCAUGGGCAUGUCAUACCCUGGAAGCCCUUUGGGGAGUCCUGUUGCUUCUCCAUCUGGCCCUGGCAGUCCACUCAGGCUCAGCGAGCGGAAUAUGAGAUUUCCUUCUAACUUGAGAAACUUGGGUGGCUGGAAUUCUGAUCCAAGUGGCUAUAUGAAUGAUAACUUCCCAUCUUCACUUUUGGAUGAAUUCAAAAGUAAUAAGGCCAGGAGUUUUGAACUUGCUGAGAUUGCCAGUCAUGUCGUCGAGUUCAGUGCUGACCAAUACGGAAGCCGUUUCAUACAGCAAAAGCUUGAAACCGCAACAGUUGAGGAAAAAGACAUGGUUUUUAAGGAGAUAAUGCCUCAGGCUCUCUCAUUGAUGACCGAUGUAUUUGGAAACUACGUGGUGCAGAAGUUCUUUGAGCACGGGAGUGCAGCACAGCGUAGGGAGCUGGCCGAUCAACUAUUUGGUCAUGUUUUAGCUCUCAGCCUCCAGAUGUAUGGGUGCCGAGUUAUCCAAAAGGCAAUAGAAGUGGUUGACCUGGACCAGAAGACAAAAAUGGUUACUGAGCUUGAUGGCCAUAUCAUGCGAUGUGUGCGUGAUCAAAAUGGAAACCACGUUAUCCAAAAAUGUAUUGAAUGUGUACCGGAGGAUUCAAUUCAGUUUAUCAUCUCAACAUUUUAUGGUCAAGUUGUUCCAUUGUCCACUCAUCCCUAUGGCUGCAGGGUCAUACAGAGAGUACUGGAGCAUUGCACUGAUCUAAAAACACAGGAAAUAGUCAUGGAUGAAAUAUUACAAUCUGUGUGCAUGUUGGCACAAGAUCAAUAUGGAAAUUAUGUUGUUCAGCAUGUUUUGGAGCACGGGAAGCCUCAUGAACGAUCUAUCAUUAUUGAAAAACUAGCUGGGCAGAUCAUUCAGAUGAGUCAACAGAAAUUUGCCUCAAAUGUUGUUGAGAAGUGUUUAACAUUUGGUGGACCUGCAGAACGAGAAGUCCUCAUAAAUGAAAUGCUCGGAACUACUGAUGAGAAUGAGCCUCUUCAGGCCAUGAUGAAGGAUCAGUUUGGCAACUAUGUUGUACAGAAAGUUCUGGAGACUUGUGAUGAUCAGCAACGUGAGUUGAUCCUAUCACGAAUAAAGGUCCAUUUGAGUGCACUGAAGAAAUAUACAUAUGGGAAGCACAUAGUUGCUCGGGUAGAAAAACUAGUUGCUGCUGGUGAGAGGAGGAUUGGACUUCAGUCACAAUAUCCUUCAUAAUGGCAUGAAAAUGACAAUGUACAGCUAACCAUGGCUAGCCAGAUCUACCUUCUGUCUUCUGCUUUGGGCUGCUACAAGCCAACAUUAAAAAUAAACGUGUUGUACUAAGAAGUUUGUACAUUUUGUAGUUUGAGCUUAUAGUUAUGUCAGGGUGAGGCUCGGAGUUUAUUUACCUGAUGCCGCUGCAGAGAAGAUAGGCGUUCUGUAUAAGUCGUUUAGGUGUAAAAAAGAGGAAGAAAGUCUAUAUUUUGCGAUGAGACUGUACAAAUCUGCGAUCCUGAGAGAGCUACCAGCUGUUCCUGUUUAGGAUAAGAUCUUAAUGAUCACCCAUGUUUAUCACUGAUGGAUGUUCUCGAUACUACUGAUGUAAUUGUUCCAGCUUCUGGAGGCAAAUGCCGUUUUUCAACCUUGAAUCCUUGAUUAC
Messenger RNA from Oryza brachyantha (malo sina), 3968 nucleotides. Its product is annotated as pumilio homolog 1-like. Gene Ontology annotation, cellular component: cytoplasm. Gene Ontology annotation, molecular function: mRNA binding. NCBI's taxonomy places the organism in Eukaryota, Viridiplantae, Streptophyta, Magnoliopsida, Poales, Poaceae. The transcript has 10 exons. Gene Ontology annotation, biological process: post-transcriptional regulation of gene expression. Bases 368 to 3544 code for a protein of 1058 amino acids. The record is from RefSeq and is a predicted model, not a curated record.